ACUUUAAAUCCAAGUUAAACUGUAGCCAAUUAUUAAAAAUUAUGUAUAUAUAAAUAUUUUUUUACAAAAACAAACAUUAUACAGACACAAAAUGAUUUUGUCCUUUAGAGUUUUUAAUUAAAGGAAUGUUUCCUAGUUCCCACAAGCGGACGCGUGUGAACCUCUUGCGAUUGUGAAUGUGUUUCAACAACACACUUGUACAAUUCAUUGAGUAUAUUGUGUAACACCUCGAAUGACUUAGUCGUCUCUCAUAACCUUGGUUUGUGUAAAAUGGACCUCUGUUUUGGUUAGAAAACUAAUGGGCUUAGCAAGGCUUUGGACUGAUUUUGAAAGCCUCGUACAUAUAGAAGACAAAAUGAGGAAAAGGAGCUUGGCCGGUAAUUGUGGGAUUAUUGUGUUUCUGAUUGCCCUUGUGACUGUGGCAUUGGCAUUCGGUACGCCUAGCUGGCUUGUUAGCGACUAUAGGAUACGAGGAGCUAAAUUGGACAGAUUGGGCUUAUGGAGUCAUUGUUUCCGAUCUCUAGCGGAUCCAUUGGACCAGUAUCAAAGACGGUUCUUCGUCGGAUGCCGCUGGGUGUACGACCCUUUCACUACCGGAUACGAUAAAAUACGCGGCUAUUUGUUACCAGGUUUCAUGAUAGCCACGCAGUUGUUCUUCACAUUAUGCCUCAUCGGUGUCAUGGUGUCUACGGUUCUUGUAAUCAUAUUUUUCCUCUGCUGCGGCCCGAAUCAGAAUAGAUUCGUUAUGAUCAUAAAAACUAUAGGUUAUAUCAUGUUAGCAGCAGGUCUAAGUGGAGGUUUGGCUGUUAUAAUAUUUGCAUGUUUCGGUAACACUGACGGCUGGAUGCCAGAUCAUGCGAACAAUUACUUCGGUUGGUCGUUCGCCCUGGGCGUGGUUGGUUCUGUGGCGUGUCUCGUCACCUCCGCUCUUUUCCUCACCGAAGCGAACAUUCAGAUGAAGAAACGCAAACGUCUCAAGGAGUCCCAGGCCCGAUUCGAACUGGAGACCGAGACUAAGGCUUAAUUUUAUAACGUGUGUUCGGUGCCUUAUUUUAAUUCCGUCCUUUUUUGUGUUCUAUAUUUAAGACUAUGUAUAAGAUUUUUUGACACCUCCAAUGUCUAUUGAAUACAGAUAAUGAAUGUUUUGUAUGAAAUAUAUUUUAUUGUAGUGUAACAAAUGUGUAAAAUCACAAAUCAUCGUCUUACUUCGUUUUAUACAACGCCCUUAUUAUCUUCUAGGUAAAUCUAUUUUCUUUUUAUAGAUUUUCAUUUUUUAUAACUUAACUUUAUGAUUAAAGUAAUCAUAUUUUAUAAUAUUCUACAUAAGAACUAUUUUAUGUUGAUAUGUCUAACUUUUUCCAAUUCAAUAAUUAUAGUCAUACUCUUUUUAAAUGAAAUGUAAAAUUAUUUUUUUUCUUCUCAAUUUAUGAUGUUUAUGGUCGAUUGUUACGUCAAUGAACCAUCGGAAUAGUUGUUUAUGUAAUUAAUCUUAAGUUACAAUACCGAACGUAAUAUUGUAUUAAAUAUCCGUCCAAAAUAUUACUGUUUAAGAUUUAUAUGACUAAUUGUAUAAUUUUAGGAUUGAUUUUUAUUACAUUUUAAAUAAUAUA
Messenger RNA from Danaus plexippus (monarch butterfly), 1610 nucleotides. RefSeq lists its product as uncharacterized. Gene Ontology annotation, cellular component: septate junction; membrane. Gene Ontology annotation, biological process: septate junction assembly; regulation of tube size, open tracheal system. The record is from RefSeq and is a predicted model, not a curated record. The transcript has 6 exons. Bases 299 to 1024 code for a protein of 241 amino acids. Lineage: Eukaryota; Metazoa; Arthropoda; Insecta; Lepidoptera; Nymphalidae.